GACCGACCGGCCCCGUUCAGUCGGCGGCUGGAGCUCGAUCGGUGCGCACGUCCCGUGUCACCAUGGUACGCGUCGACGAAGUCGCGACGUCGCUCAAAGUGCACAAGAGUUCCUUCAGCAUCAGCAGCCUGAUCGCAGCAGAUCCUCCGACAGCAGCGGAGGCGAGCGUCAAGCGGGCGUCGGACAGUCCGACUACCAGGAAGUGUCCCGUCGAAGAUGUCCCCAAGAAGGACCCCGCCAAGCCCAAGGAGUCGUCGGGAAAGCUGGAGAAGCCGCCGUUCAGCUACAACGCCCUCAUCAUGAUGGCCAUCCGGCAAAGUCCCGAGAGGAGACUGACCCUUAACGGCAUCUACGAGUUCAUCAUGAAAAACUUCCCGUAUUACAGGGAGAACAAGCAGGGUUGGCAGAAUUCCAUCCGGCACAACCUCAGCCUCAACAAGUGUUUCGUGAAGGUGCCUCGUCACUACGACGACCCGGGCAAAGGCAACUACUGGAUGCUGGAUCCUUCCAGCGACGACGUCUUCAUUGGUGGCACUACGGGAAAGCUGAGGAGACGGUCCACGGCAGCGUCCAGAAGUCGUCUUGCUGUGCUGAAGAGAGCAGGACCCCCUGGCUCUCUGGUUCAGCCUCCAUUCUGUUGGCCCCUCGCCCACUACGCGUCUUCAGCCGCGUCGCCACUCUUCAGCUACCCUUCGUUCCAGCACGCUCUUGGAGUGUCCAAGCUGCCGCACUCCACUGGUUUCAGCAUGGACAGGCUCCUAGCAGCUCCUGGACUCUACCAGCAGACUCCCUCGUGCUGUGGUUACUUGCUGGGCCCGCAGCCGGCGAGUCUGUUUGGACUUCGUUCCUUGGCAGCGUUCGGAGCAGCUGCUGCGGCAGCGGCUGCCGCGUCGUCUCAUGUGGGACUCAUGGCGGCCGCGAGUUCGUCGUCUGCGUCUUCACCAGGCAUCCUCCAUGACGCGAGGGAACGGUCCCCUCCAGCCCCCAUCUACAAGCCCAUUCCCAUACUGUCCAAGCACAGUUAGUGUUUCUUUUUCUUGUAAAGAGGGUGAUGCCUUUUUUUUUAAUUAAACCAGAAACUCGUUGUGCUUCACGGAGCUCAACUGGCCCUUCUAGUCGUUACAAUGUGCAAGUGUGCCAAGGGAAGUGUCGCAACGCUGAUGAACCCAACGAACUUUACGAGUGCAUAUGAGGACCAUAUGUGUAAGUUUGUGGACAGAAAAUCAAAACUGAGGUGUACGACAACCAGGACUUAAUGCUACACGUCGUGAGAAUGACCAAAGAGAUGGCUGACGCACGACCCUUUGCUAGGUAUUUGUGCGAGGUUGACUAUACGGUGACUCUAACAGUGCACCGUGGCCAGCGGCAAACUUGAACUCUCAUCGACACCGUCGAUGACGUCGAGAUGUGUGCACCAUUCAUCUGGACAGGAGCUGCAUACCAAAGACACGACGGUCCGGUGCCCGUACGACUGUUCCGACUGUACAGUUUACUGGAUUUUUUUUAUUAAGUAAAACUAUGAAAGUUGUUCGGA
This is a messenger RNA of Ixodes scapularis (black-legged tick), 1534 nucleotides long. Its product is annotated as fork head domain transcription factor slp2-like. Bases 63 to 1025 code for a protein of 320 amino acids. The transcript has a single exon. The record is from RefSeq and is a predicted model, not a curated record. Gene Ontology annotation, cellular component: nucleus. Gene Ontology annotation, molecular function: sequence-specific double-stranded DNA binding; DNA-binding transcription factor activity. Lineage: Eukaryota; Metazoa; Arthropoda; Arachnida; Ixodida; Ixodidae. Gene Ontology annotation, biological process: regulation of transcription by RNA polymerase II.